AUGGGUAAACACGAAGUAGGAACACCAAAAUACAUUGCCAACAAAAUAAAAUCUAAAGGACUCCAAAAGCUACGGUGGUAUUGUCAAAUGUGUCAAAAACAGUGUCGAGAUGAAAACGGGUUUAAAUGUCAUACAAUGUCAGAAUCUCAUCACCGUCAAUUACUUUUAUUUUCCGAUAAUGCAAGUAAAUACAUGGACCAAUUUUCUCGUGAAUUUUCUGAUGGUUUUUUGAAUCUAUUGAAGCGUCAGUUCGGUACCCGGAGAGUUCUGUCAAACCGUGUGUACCAAGAUUACAUCACAGAUCGUCAACAUAUGCACAUGAAUGCGACUCAGUGGUUAAGUUUGACGGCUUAUGUCAAAUGGCUAGGUCGCACAGGAAAAUGUGUCGUUGAUGAGACAGAGAAAGGCUGGUACAUCACCUACAUAGAUCGGGAUCCGGAAACUCUGGCUGCUGAGGAGAAGAAAGCUAAGAAACAAAAAAUGGAUAAGGAUGACCAGGAAAGGCUGAUGGAUUUCAUAGAGAAACAAGUGGAGAAAGGCAAAAAAGAAGAAAAUAAUGAGACUGAAGAAAUUACGCCGCUCAUACGCUCUGAAGAAGAUGGUCCUUUGGUACUGGAUAUUAAGCUAAAACCUAAACCUUCUUUGCUGAUGGGGCCGCCUUUAGGGUUACCCAAAAAGUCAGUUUUAAAAAUUAAAAAUGAACCUGAAGACUCUGAUAAUAUUAGUAUCAGUGAUUGGAAUGGAAAUAAUCGCUCCCGGGAACCUAGUGAGUGCAGAUCGACCAUAAGCUGCAAGAGAAAAUUUGAAAAAGACGAAGAUUCUAGUCAGGUUAAGGAUGCUCCAAACAUACCGUCAACAUCUCAAGGCUGGUUACAAGAAAAUUUAGUGGUAAAAAUAAUAACCAAAAGUCUCGGGUCAAAGUAUUACAAAGCUAAAGGCGUAGUACAGAGUCCUGUGCUCGAGUCUGGAUUUGUUGGGAAGGUAAAAUUGACAUCUCCGGAAGAAGUUGAAGGACAUAUUAUUAAGUUGGAUCAAGAACAUCUGGAAACGGUGAUUCCUGCUAUAGGAAAACAAGUAUUAAUUAUUCAAGGAAAAUACCGCGGAUCUGUAGCUACGGUGGAGAAAGUGCGGGUUGAAGACUAUGCAGUCGACCUCAAUAUCAUUGAAAAUGAUAAAUAUGUUAAGAGAAUUCCUUAUGAAUCUAUAUGUAAAUUUAUAAAAAAAAAUUAA
Molecule: messenger RNA, 1230 nt
Organism: Cotesia congregata
Lineage: Eukaryota; Metazoa; Arthropoda; Insecta; Hymenoptera; Braconidae
Source: the annotation of a GenBank genome assembly